Messenger RNA from Galendromus occidentalis (western predatory mite), 748 nucleotides. It is a transcript of the gene Mpp6, whose product is annotated as M-phase phosphoprotein 6. Bases 158 to 619 code for a protein of 153 amino acids. Gene Ontology annotation, biological process: maturation of 5.8S rRNA. NCBI's taxonomy places the organism in Eukaryota, Metazoa, Arthropoda, Arachnida, Mesostigmata, Phytoseiidae. The transcript is spliced from 2 exons. The record is from RefSeq and is a predicted model, not a curated record.
ACAGUGGCCGUGUCGCCGUCAGCAACAGAGGCGGAACACAUUGAAACGCACGCACGCCCGAAGCGGUGUUAAUUCCGCACUUUCGUCCCGCGGCCCCCGUGUCGGGGAGCAAUACCAGCCUCGAGUCCCUCCUAGUGCCCACUUGAUAGCAGUGAAAAUGUCUCGGAGCAGUAACAAGAACGCUCAGCUGUCGAAGAACGUGCUGGAAAUGAAAUUCAUGAAACGCACCAAAGAGAAAUAUGAAAAAGAUCUCUUUGAAGCUGAACAGAAAGCUCUCUUCAGUACGAGCGUGACGCAAGAAAUGGAGAAUAAGCGAGCGAAGAAGAAACGUUUCAUCCAAGAGAACAGCUUUGUGCCAUGCGCGGACCUCGUUUCCGGCAGAAUGUCGUUCAAAGGAAGGAAUCCUUGGAUCGAGAAGCUUUCAUCCCAGGACGAAAGAGAACAACCGAGCGGCGAGGAUAGGGGCUCGAUGGGCGGCAUCCAGGACGAGGAAUUUGCUGAGAGAUAUUCAAGCACUGUCGAUACCAUGAGUAAGAAGUUCCUCCGGAAACGGGACCGGCCGAACGACGAGGCGUCUCCGAAGAAUAAAAAAUUCAAGAAACCUCGUUUGAACGACUGAAAUCCCAGAUGUCCGCACUGUUGGUGACUUCCUGGACCCGAUCAAUGCCGCGAAAACUCACGCUGUAGUUAUCAUCAUCACCAUUGUACAUAAUUACGCCGGUCAAUAAACGUUGUUGAUAAUUAUCUA